CCUUCUUAUGCGGUCUUUUCGACGUACAACGUGCUAAAGAUCGGAGAGAUGGCCGAUAAGGCAAAGACUGUACCCAAGCCGAAGGAUGUCGCGAAAACGCCGGCCGAAGGCAAGAAGCCGGUGAAAGCGAAGAAGGUCAAAGGCGAGAAGAAGUUGCCAGCUGUACCGGAGUCGAAGCUGAAGCACGCCAAGAGCCGCGCGCUGAAGCGCCCGAAUGUGCUGCGGGCCCGCCGCAAGCUGCGUGCCGUGCGUUUGCUACGCCGCAAGCAGAACCUGCUCCGUGCCGCUAGCUACACGAAGAAGUAUCUGCGUGUUGAGCGUGCUGCGACCGAGCAGGCACGCAUUGCCAAGAAGGCCGGUAACAUCUACAUUCCGGCCGAACCGAAGGUGGCAUUCGUCAUGCGUAUUCGUGGUAUCAACAAGGUUGCGCCGAAAGUCCGCAAGGUGCUGCAGUUGUUCCGUCUGCGCCAGAUCAACAACGGUACCUUCGUCAAGCUUAACAAGGCCACGAAAAACAUGCUGCGUAUUGCGGAGCCCUACAUUACCUACGGCUACCCGACGCUCAAGUCCGUGCGUCAUCUUAUCUACAAGCGUGGAUUCGUGAAGCACCGACACAGCCGUAUCCCGAUCACCGAUAACUUCGUGAUUGAGCGUAAGUUGCGUGCCGGCCACCGACUGCAGUGCGUGGAGGAUCUGGUGUACCAUAUCUACACCGGCGGUGCCUCGUUCAAGAAGGUCAACAACUUCCUGUGGCCGUUCAAGCUGAAUACGCCCACCGGCGGCUGGCGUAAGAAGAACAACCACUACGUCGAGGGCGGCGAUUUUGGCAACCGUGAGGACAAAAUCAACGAACUGAUCCAGCGGAUGGUUUAGAACGGAGAAAGGAGUCGUGUUUGUGGUGAACGACGAGAGAAGAAAAAUUGGCGAAUGUUUUUUUUUCGGUGUGUCGUCGAUUUAAGUGAAUAAAUGUGCAGAAAAGCGGGAGCCAAGAGGUCAAAAUCUA
Messenger RNA from Anopheles cruzii, 1003 nucleotides. It is a transcript of the gene RpL7, whose product is annotated as 60S ribosomal protein L7. Gene Ontology annotation, cellular component: cytosolic large ribosomal subunit. Gene Ontology annotation, molecular function: RNA binding; structural constituent of ribosome. The record is from RefSeq and is a predicted model, not a curated record. Bases 49 to 873 code for a protein of 274 amino acids. Gene Ontology annotation, biological process: maturation of LSU-rRNA from tricistronic rRNA transcript (SSU-rRNA, 5.8S rRNA, LSU-rRNA). Lineage: Eukaryota; Metazoa; Arthropoda; Insecta; Diptera; Culicidae. The transcript is spliced from 4 exons.